Messenger RNA from Aspergillus puulaauensis, 594 nucleotides. RefSeq names its product mitochondrial 54S ribosomal protein mL49. The coding region runs from base 1 to 594 and encodes 197 amino acids. The transcript has 3 exons. Gene Ontology annotation, molecular function: structural constituent of ribosome. Gene Ontology annotation, biological process: translation. Gene Ontology annotation, cellular component: mitochondrial large ribosomal subunit; ribosome. The record is from RefSeq and is a predicted model, not a curated record. Lineage: Eukaryota; Fungi; Ascomycota; Eurotiomycetes; Eurotiales; Aspergillaceae.
AUGGCUUCUCUCAUGCAGUCUCUACCAGCCUCCGCCGUUCGCAAGCAGUCGACGGUGGUUUCAGGCUAUCUACAACGCGCUGCACAGCCCGUUGUUUCUUCAGGGAUACGUAGCUCAAUGGCAUCCCAUUGCUCCCAAUCUAGAUUGAUCAGCUCUCAAACACCUUUCCAGUCCCAGCGCGCCACUUCCCAAUUAUCUAUCUCCACGCAGCAACGUCGAACUUUCCUCGCUCAACUGAAACGCCAAUCCCAAACCUUCAAAGAAAACACAUCAACCAUCACCCCUCCCCCGGCAGCCGCGAAUCUGCAACUCACAAACCUCCCUUACUUCAUUCGCCGAACACCCUCAAACCAACUGCCUGUCUAUCUCAUUACCAAGGCCGGAGGGACCAAGCAGCAGACGAAAAUCCAGAAGACAGAGGGCGACCUAGACGCCUUGAGAAACGACCUUGCACGAUACUUGGGACUUGAGUCCGGCGAGCGCAACUCUGCAAAGAGUUCAGAAAUCACCAUCAACCGACUAAAUGGGCAUAUCAUUGUCAAGGGCUGGCGAAAACCCGAGAUCCAAAAGUUUCUUCUUGAACGUAAUUUUUAA